Stegodyphus dumicola is the source of this 2564-nucleotide messenger RNA. RefSeq lists its product as uncharacterized. Lineage: Eukaryota; Metazoa; Arthropoda; Arachnida; Araneae; Eresidae. Gene Ontology annotation, molecular function: DNA binding. The record is from RefSeq and is a predicted model, not a curated record.
AAAUGAAUGAAAAAAGACCAGCAAUGUUAAAAAAAAGUUGGAUCAGUAAGAAUUUUGACAUUGAAAAAUUAUUUUUAUCACCUGAAGAAAAUGCUGUUCUAAGUGUAACUGAUGAGAAACUUAAAAGAAAAUCUUCAAAUCUUCAGGCAAAAGAGGCAAGUGAUUCUGACAAAUCAUCCUAUCUAGCUCUACAGUCUGAUAACCUUAAUACAAUUCCUGCCACACAUAGUAGAAAACUGGCAACUCGUAUUCAUUCUAGAGAGCAUAAUAGUCUCAGCAAAUUAUCACCUCCUGUGCAAAAUAGCUUAUCUAGUGUAGUUGCUUUUAGAAGGAAAAGAGUAUCAGUGCCUCCAAGUCGCCUAAUAGCAGAGGAAAGUAGUUUGAAGCCAUUUCAGCAUAACACAAAAAAUCCAUCUCAAGUGUCGCCCUUGAAAAGAAGUUUUAGGAAGAAAAUACCUGAUAUGCAGGAUAAUGUACUUAACAAAUCUAUCAUUGAAGAAGUUCAGAAUAUUUCUGAAGCUGCUUCUAAUUCUUUGUGUGUAAGAAUUAUAUCAAAUAAAAAAAGAAACAGAUCUUCAGAGUUGAAGGAAAGCAUCAAAGAAGAAUUAUAUAAUGAUCAUAUCAAUGAAAAUAAGCCUUGUUUACCUGAAGGAUGGUCAUCUAAAGCAAUUGUUCGGAAGUCAGGAAAAACAGCUGGCAAUGUGGAUUUGUAUAUCUACAGUCCUGAUGGUCUCAAAUUUCGUUCAAAAGCUGAAAUUGCUAAAUAUUUGAAGAGGACUAAUUCACCCUUAAAUUUGGAGGAUUUUAAUAUCAGUCAUGAGCAGUUGACAAAGCAAGAAAAUGUGCUAAUUCCAGCAAAAACUUCUGAAGAGCAUGUUGAACCUGAUAACAUUUGUGAUUCUAGAUCAAAAUCCUCAGAUUCCUCAGCUUUGAAUUCAAGAAGAGUUUCCAAGACUACUUUAUCUAAAUCUCCAAAAAUUGCAGUAAAAAAUGGCAGAAAAUCUAGACCUGUUUUAGAAAGCCUAGACUCAUCUGGUAGCAUCUUUAAAAGUGGUAGACCACAAAACAAAGAUACAGGAGGGCAUACAGAAUUUGAGAAUCAUCAAGAGGCAACACCCAAAACUCAAACUCAGAAUACUGAGCCAUCUGAAAAUCAUUCACUUUCUGGAAAAACAAAUGAGAUGGUAGCUAUGGAAAACAUUUCUAUAAAACUUAUGCGUUGUGAUGUCGAUAAGAUAGUACAGUAUGAGAAAAAUUAUCCCAGUGCCAUCAAAGCUGGAAGAAGAGGACAAAAGAAAAAAUUUCAAGAGAAAGAGAAUGUUAUCUUUGAGCCCAGCAGCGAAGAGUUAAAAAAUGGGAAAGAAGAAGGAAAUGUAUCUGGACCAUCACCACCUGACAGCAGAGCUACUAGAAAACGGAAAAGUACACCAUUGACCAUUUCUAAAAAAAUACCAAAAAGGUUAAAUAAUGUAAGUAAGUCACCAGAAAGUCUGACUGCAACGUCUUCAUCGCCAUUGUUGGACGACGAUAAAAGUUAUCAAAGAGAUGUGCCAGAAGGUUGGAUGAUUAACCUGGUAAAACGCAAAUCUGGGAAAACUGCAGGCCUAGUUGAUGUUUACAUUUAUAGUCCUGAGGGUCUGAAAUUUCGCUCAAAACCUGAUCUUGCUGCUUAUUUAGCCAGAACCAAGUCACCCUUAAAACUUGAAGAUUUUAGUUUUGAUAAGAAACAAAUAACUGGCAAAUCAAAAUAGAGAGUGUGUUGAAAAUGAACCUUAAAUACAUAAGACAGUGUAUUUUAAAAAAUAAUAUAACUAUAUUGUUAUUUGAGUAAAGAAAUUUCACUUGUUUUUAGUAGAUUUGUAUUUCACUAAAAAAAAAAAAAAAAAAAAAAAUCUUUUGUCAUCUUAACUGUAAAUUAUUUUAUUUGAUCAUCAUGUACCAUCUUUACAUUUUGUGAAUAAAAUAAAUAUUUUCAUAUCAUGUGUAAACAAACAUAAUUUGUAUUUUAUUUUAAAAUAUUGCUAUAUUAGGAGCAUUGUCAAAAAUGUGUAUUAAGAGUAUUUCGUUUGACAUAUUAAUAUUCAAUAAUAUUUUGUGUAAAAAGUUAUGAUUAAAAUAUCUGUCUCUCAUUCUAUCUUUAUGGUGUGAUUUUAGCAUUAACAAUUUAACCCUGAACAUGAAGGUUAUCAUGCUACAUUUGUUAUUUUCUGUAGUGACUAGUUUGUAAUUGCUACUAAAUUUUGAACCAUUUUUGUAUGUUUACAGUACAGACUAUUUGUUUUAGCCAUCCCACCAUACAGAGUUUGACUGUUAUUUUUAGUAUUAUGUAUGGUGUAUUGUAAAAAUUAUUAAAAUUUAUGUUGCCCUCAAUUAAAAAAAAAGGAACCAUACUUUUGUGUAAUUAUUUCCUUCCAGUAAUUUAUGAUAAUGUUUUAUAUAUUAUGUGAAAAUUUCAUGGAUUUGAAGCUCUAUCUAAAAUAUACUUCUAUUCUAUUUUGUCUGUUUUAUCAUUUGCAUACUGUUUUUUAUUGAAUUGAGAACCUAAUUAAAACAGUAAAAACUUG